Messenger RNA from Gorilla gorilla gorilla (western lowland gorilla), 1217 nucleotides. It is a transcript of the gene IL32, whose product is annotated as interleukin 32. The transcript has 7 exons. Bases 340 to 1044 code for a protein of 234 amino acids. NCBI's taxonomy places the organism in Eukaryota, Metazoa, Chordata, Mammalia, Primates, Hominidae. Gene Ontology annotation, biological process: immune response. The record is from RefSeq and is a predicted model, not a curated record.
CAAAUUCCUUUGUCCUUGGACCCCACUUGGCUGACGUCACCUUCCUGUACUCAGGGAGUUUCCCCAGCCUGCUGUCCUGAGUCUGGACUUUCCCUCUGCCCCUCCCCACUCUCAGGCUGGUGGGGUGGGGAAAGCAGCCCAUUCCUGGGCUCAGAGACUCCCACCCCAGCUCAGAGGGAGCAGGGGCCCAGCCAGGGACGGACCCUCAUUCCUCCCAGGGACCCCAGACCUCUGUCUCUCUCGGCUGAGUCUUUGUGCCAGGAAGACUGCGUGCAGAAGGUGACUGUCUCAGUGGAGCUGGGUCAUCUCAGGCCUUGGCUCCUUGAACUUUUGGCCGCCAUGUGCUUCGCGAAGGUCCUCUCUGAUGACAUGAAGAAGCUGAAGGCCCGAAUGGUAAUGCUCCUCCCUACUUCUGCUCAGGGGUUGGGGGCCUGGGUCUCAGCGUGUGACACUGAGGACACUGUGGGACACCUGGGACCCGGGAAGGACAAGGAUCCGGCCCUUUGGUGCCAACUCUGCCUCUCUUCACAGCAUCAGGCCGUAGAAAGAAUGUGUGAUAAAAUGCAAAACGCAGAAUUAGGACGUGGACAGGUGAUGUCGAGCCUGGCAGAGCUGGAGGACGACUUCAAAGAGGGCUACCUGGAGACAGUGGCGGCUAAUUAUGAGGAGCAGCACCCAGAGCUCACUCCUCUACUUGAAAAAGAAAGAGAUGGAUUACGGUGCCGAGGCAACAGAUCCCCUGUCCCGGAUGUUGAGGAUCCCGCAACCGAGGAGCCUGGGGAGAGCUUUUGUGACGAGGUCAUGAGAUGGUUCCAGGCCAUGCUGCAGCGGCUGCAGACCUGGUGGCACGGGGUUCUGGCCUGGGUGAAGGAGAAGGUGGUGGCCCUGGUCCAUGCAGUGCAGGCCCUCUGGAAACAGUUCCAGAGUUUCUGCUGCUCUCUGUCAGAGCUCUUCAUGUCCUCUUUCCAGUCCUACGGAGCCCCACGGCGGGGCAAGGAGGAGCUGACACCCCAGAAGUGCUCUGAACCCCACUCCUCAAAAUGAAGAUACUGACACCACCUUUGCCCUCCCCGUCACCGCGUACCCACCCUGACCCCUCCCUCAGCUGUCCUGUGCCCCGCCCCCUCCCGCACACUCAGUCCCCCUGCCUGGCGUUCCUGCUGCAGCUCUGACCUGGCGCUGUCGCCCUGGCUUCUUAAUAAAACCUGCUUAUACUU